AUGGACCGCCCCGGGUUCCAUCCCAAGGUCGCGUCCACCAGUGUCGCCCGCGCGGUGCGCCGCGCGGUCGAACCGACCACGGGAGCCCUCGCACGCGCAGCCAAGCGCACCACAACCCUCGUUCGCAACGCUUUCAACCCUCAUCGCACGUCCCACGAAACCACGCUCGCCCGCCUUCAAGCUCAGCAGCCGCCCACUCCCGAUCCCGCUCCAGCUUCAACACCCGAUGCUGUGCCUCCUCAUGCACCGGCAAACCACCGAGCAGCCUGGGCGCCUGCGGAGGACCACGCAGAUGGGUACGAGGACCUGCGCGCACAGGCCGCCGCCUUCCCUGCCUCCGUCAGGCACCUCGCCGCCACCGUCGAGCACCCGAGUGCGCGCGAGGCCGCCGCCUCCGCCGCCGCCGCUUCCGACCCUGCCCAGUCCACGCCCACGCCCGCGUCCGCGCCCAUUCAACGCAAGGGCAUGGACGACCUCGUCAGGCGCCGGAACCUCCCUCCUACCGACGAUCCCCAGGUCCAACGCAUGCUCAUGAACCAGCAACUGAAGCUCGCGAGCACGCUCGAGAAGGAGGGCAUCAGCGUCGCCGAGUUGCUGAAGGAGAUCAACGAGCACGUCGAGCAACACCAAUCUCGCGCGUCGCCCAAGACCAUCAGCGGGCGCAACCUCAUCCUCGCCCGCUGGAUGCUCCUCUACAUACAAGUCUACGGCGACAGACCGCUCGAUUACGCUUGGGAUCCGGAAAUCGUCCAGGAGCUGGCCCCGCGCUUCCUGGAGUUCACUCUCAAGUUCGUCUUGGGCGUUCGGAACCGCAAGCGCCCGCUCAAGUCGCGCACCGUCCAAUGGUGGAUGGCUCUCCUCUGCCAGUCCAUCAUCCGCUACGUGACGGAUCCGAAGAAGGACUUCGCGCCUUGCGGCGUGCAGCUCCUCAUCGAACAACAGCUGUUCGACACGCUCAGCGAUCAAGUCGUCUCCUUGUCCAACAGGUUCAAUCUCGACCGCUCUCCCACCCGCAAGCUCUUCUUUGGGCUCUGGGAGGUCCUGAUCAUGAUCACCGGUGCCCUCGAGGACAUGCGCACCGCCCCGAACCCUCUCUAUCAUAUCCAGAGCAUCAUCAAGAUCCUUCUCCCCUUCUAUCUCACCGUUCGCCCAACGACCAUCGGACCCGCCACGCAGGAGCUUCUCGCCCAGGGCUUUUACAUCAAGCUUGCAGACAUCGGCAUCUUCAAGGAAGAGAAAGGGUACGAAGUCCACUUCACACUUCGAGCAUUCAAGGGACACUUCCAGUCCCACUCGGACCGACCUCAGCGUAUGGUCGUCCGAUCUGUUCAGCGCCCUGAACUCGCGCCCUUCGACCUGCCGUCCUGGUUGAUCGUCUACUUGAUCUCCAUCGGCGCAUUCCAAGACUUCACGACGCUUGACGAGUUUGAGGCGUCAGACGUUUGCCAGCGUCACAUCAAGCAAGAGUUCCUCGAUUACCCGCUCUGCUGUGCGGCCAACGAGGGAGGUCACGAACUCCUCAUCGAUAUCCCCGCCAUGGCGCAUCAUUUCUCGGACAACUGCCGUGUCCUCUGCAGAAGGAACGGUCUCCCUCAAGGCGGAACGCACAUGGUCAGGCGCGGCAGUGCACACGAGUAUGCCCUUGCGUCCGACGCGGUCACGUCAGGUCUCAUUUUACAUCAUAAACCCAGCGGCGACACGGCCGUCCAGCGCGAGUUCUACUCACCGGGUGCCGAGGGCGUCGACGUCACUGCCUUACGUCUCUCUACCGAUCCCCACAUAUCUCCCGCAAGCUUGCAGCGCAUCCAAGACCACCAUCAGCAAUUCUCCGUCGCUAUCGAUACUCUCGCCCGCAUCGCAAAUGAUCAUGUCAGUUACGUCGAAUACGGUCCUGCAGCCGCCAUCAAGGAGUACAAGCAGGCGGCGAACAAGGCUGCUAACGAGCGCGGCGAUGCUCACCCCGAAGUCGUGCAAGCCGAGGCUGCGCGCGACAAUCUCCUACCCGCCUACGUAGCCCUCUACGAUAUGCCCGACCCGCCGAAAGUCUUCGCCAUCACCAAGGUUCGCACCAUGUUCAAGCAUGCGACAACGCCCACUGUCAAGAAGCCCAUCGCGUCUUUCAAGCUCGGCGUCACCGAAGAACAAGCAUCACAGGCAUGUACUUUACUUCCACAACUGGCUCUUAUCAACGCAAAGCACGCAGAAUACCAGCAAGUCAAGAAGAAGCACCGCAGCCUGGAGAAGGACGACGAUGCGCGCGUCAUCACCGAUCGUGCACUCGCCAACAACAAGGAGGGCACUGUGGCGGAACGGCAGCAGGCCCGCUCAUUCUUGCACGAUGCUCCCUCGCUCCUCACCGCCAACAUCAUCAAGGACUACAGGCAUAGGACGGCGGUCAUGCUCACGUCCGAGGAUCAGAUGGCGGACGCGCUCGACCUCGACGGUGCGGACGAGGAUGCUGUGUUUGCAGAGACCUGCAAGUCGCGGCCCAUUGUCCAGGUUCACAGAGGUGCCACGCGCGCGAGGAACGCGGCUGCCGCUGCCGCUACAGCUGCACAGAAGGCCGGAGCGGGCCAGGCGGAGGUGGCUGCUGCCGCUCAAGCAGCGACAGCGCAGGUGGCGCGCGCCCAGGUGGAGGGUGCCAACGAUGAGCUGGAUGCGGAGGGGGAGGAUGACGUUCCGGUUGUUCCGGUCGAGGAGACCACCGUUCCGGCCGUUCAGGACGACGGCGUUGAGGACGACCUGAACGACCCGUGGACAGUCGCUGAGGCAGGCCGAACGCUCGGCACCAUGUCCUCCCUAGACACGCUCUGCAUCUUCAAGCGCAUCCUCUUCAGCUUCGUCAUCGCCCAGCGACUGGCCCCCCACGUCAAGGUCACCAGCGGCCCCAAGAAGAGAGUCCAGUACUACAUCUGCACCCUAUGCGCACCCCUCCGAGCACAUCUGAACAAGCACCAUAUCAAAGGGACGAGCGCGCCGGAAUUGCAGGAGACGUUCAAGACGAAGUCUCAGUUGACGAACCACCAGAAAACCCAGCACCUCAACGAGUGGCGCGAGACGUUGUUCACGAUCGCGCGCGACGGCCGCAGGUUGCAAUGCCCCGGCUGUAAACUCCACAAGGGCAGCCUUGACCGGCUGGUCAUUCACAUGCGCUUCCGAUGCACGGAGAAGGCCAAAUACGCACAAAUGUUCGACGACUAUCGCGAGAUCCGCUGCGCGACCAAGGGCCACACGAAGCCCAAAGGUCUGAUUAGGCGCAAGGGCAUCUUGGACGAGACCACCGAUGUGUCGGACACGGACGAUGACUGGUCGGACUGGGAUGGCUCGGAUGAGGACACGCCUGAAGUAAUGCCAGAGGCGGCGCAGGACGCGCAAGAUAUGCCGCGUGUAUCGCCUCGCCCGACUGCGGCGGCGGCGGCGGCGGCGGAGGAUGACGAUGACGACGAGUCUCAGCCGUCAGCCCAAAGGGAGGCAAGCGACGGCGACGAAAGCGAUGCCGACGACCGACUUGACGACGGCGAUGAGAGUUUCGUUGACGACGCUUCGAGCAGCAGCGAGGGCAACAGCAGCAUCAUUGGCGCGGACGACGAUGAGUACAUGCCUUGGGCGGCCGCCCCCGCCGUCGACGACGAUGACGAAGACGAAGAACGUUCGUUCGCCAACAUCUCCCUCCUAUCGGACCAGCAGGCCAUGCUCAUGCAGGACUACGAAACGUUUUCUAUGAUCCUCGAGGGCCAGUUUGACGGUCUUGGUGCCAACGUACUGCAGGCCGUAUACGAGCACAGCAAGACCAUGCUGGCGAACGCAGGUGGGCACAUCGACAUCGCCCCCGCCGAAUGGCAGGCUGCGCUGGCUCGCGUCGACGCCGUUGAGGUCCCGGGUGCGGUCGAAAUGGACGACUUGAUGGAGGAUUGCCAGAACUGGAUAUCUCAGAUGGAGGCUCGCUCGCCGGAUCUUUCCUCACACCAAACGCACCUUGCGCAGGUCUUCGCGACGAUUCGGCGCAGGAGCGCGAUGCCAACGAUUGGGAUGCACGAGUGGGAGGACGCGGGACAUCUUCUUUAG
Schizophyllum commune H4-8 is the source of this 4065-nucleotide messenger RNA. RefSeq lists its product as uncharacterized. The transcript has 13 exons. The record is from RefSeq and is a predicted model, not a curated record. Lineage: Eukaryota; Fungi; Basidiomycota; Agaricomycetes; Agaricales; Schizophyllaceae. The coding region runs from base 1 to 4065 and encodes 1354 amino acids.